CUCUUUGUUGCUGUCUUUAUAUUUUUCCUGCAUUUCUUUCCUUCCUUACAUAUCAUUUCUCUACCUUCAAAGUUUCAGAUUUAUUAGAUCCAUCCUCUCUCAAAGUAGAUGGAAGAUAUAUCCACCUUUCUUGCAAAAAACAGGUAUGCGGCGGUUACUGGGGCAAACAAGGGGAUUGGACUGGGAAUAUGCAAGCAGUUAGCUGAAAAAGGGGUGACUGUGGUUUUGACUGCUAGAGAUGAGAAAAGGGGCAUUGAAGCUGUAGCAAAGCUCAGAGAAUCUGGUCUCUCUGACUUCAUCCUUUUUCAUCAACUUGAUGCUGCAGAUCCUGCCAGUAUUGCUUCUCUGGCAGAUUUCAUCAAAUCCCAGUUUGGAAAGCUUGAUAUCUUGGAAUAUUUAAGAAUUCGUGGUGCCAUAGCAGAUGAUGGUUCUAUAAAAGCUUCAGAUUUUGGAAAGCCUGGUGCACAAGUCAACUGGACUCAGAUGCUUACUCAAGCACAUGAGUUAGCUGAAGAGGGGCCUCAAGACAAACUACUAUGGUGCCAAAAGAAUGUGCGAAGCACUAAUUCCCCUCCUCCAGUUAUCUGAUUCUCCAGGAACUGUGUAUCUGUCUUCCUCUGCAGGAAAGUUAGAGGUAAAGUUCAGAAGCAACUUAAAUAUUUCAGCAUGUAUUAAAGUGACCAACUUUGC
Molecule: messenger RNA, 690 nt
Organism: Rubroshorea leprosula
Lineage: Eukaryota; Viridiplantae; Streptophyta; Magnoliopsida; Malvales; Dipterocarpaceae
Source: the annotation of a GenBank genome assembly